AUGUCUUCCGAACCCCACCAAGCCAACAACAAAGAUCAUACACCCGCAGUACCUGGAUCGAAUAGUCUUCCAAGCUCCAAUCCUCGCAAAUUGAUUAUCAUAUCUCUCCUCACGCUAGUCGUUGGGAUAUUUAUCGCGGUAUUUUGGAAGAGUGGAUCCGCCGAGUUGUUCGCUUUUCGUCGUGUGAAACAUCCGGUUGCUGGUGGUAGUGUUUCUCGGGUUCUUUCUUCGUCUACUGCUGGGAAAAAUACAGCUGCGCCAACACAAAAGAUAUCCUCGGAUAUAUCGUCGAAGAUGGGACCGAAGACUCCUAUUUACUUUCUGAGCCAUGGUGGGCCAAACGUUAUGUACCAAGUCGAUCACCCUGCCUAUCGCAAACUAGGCGAAAUCGGCCGUGAAAUAACCACGAAGGUAAAGCCUCGCGCUGUGGUAGUUUUCUCUGCGCACUGGCAAGGAGGCAGGGAUACGAUUUACGUGAAUACGGCGGAGAUGACAGAUUUGAUUUACGACUUCUAUGGAUUCCCAGACCACUAUUACAAAGAGAAAUACCCGAAUGUAGGAAGCAAGGAAGUCGCGCAUAAAGUUCUGGACGCACUACAUGAUGCCGGAAUCGAGGCACAAGGCGUAAAGCGCGGACUCGAUCAUGGUGUUUGGGCAAGCUUCAAGUGUGCCUUCGAGCCGGACGAAAACCCCCUAAAUGUUCCCGUUGUCCAGGUCUCGCUCUUCGACACCGAAGAUCCAGUCCAGCACUAUCGUCUCGGAGAAGCGGUUUCGAGACUUCGCGACGAGAAUAUUCUUAUCAUCGUGUCCGGAAUGGCGGUACAUAACCUUCGCGAUCUGCGGUAUACAUUUGGGAAGCCGCAGCCCCUUCCUUACGCUGUUAGUUUCGACGAGGCGCUUAAGGAGGCUGUUACUACUUCUCCUGCGGAGAGGGAGAAGGCUUUGAAGGAUUUAUUGAAGAGGCCUGAUGCUAGACAGGCGCAUCCGACUUUUGAUCAUUUGUUGCCUAUUCAUGUUGGGGCUGGUGCUGCGGGCGAGGAUCUAGGGAAGAGGCUUUGGACAUUGCCGGAGGGGAGUAUGAGUUGGGCGCAGUAUCGGUUUGGGGAGAUUGGAGGUGCAAGUGCAAGUGCAAGUGGAACUGGGAAUGCUAGUUCGUUGUAG
Penicillium angulare is the source of this 1161-nucleotide messenger RNA. RefSeq names its product DODA-type extradiol aromatic ring-opening family dioxygenase. The coding region runs from base 1 to 1161 and encodes 386 amino acids. The record is from RefSeq and is a predicted model, not a curated record. Lineage: Eukaryota; Fungi; Ascomycota; Eurotiomycetes; Eurotiales; Aspergillaceae. The transcript has 4 exons. Gene Ontology annotation, molecular function: ferrous iron binding; zinc ion binding; oxidoreductase activity, acting on single donors with incorporation of molecular oxygen.